Sphaeroforma arctica JP610 is the source of this 1436-nucleotide messenger RNA. RefSeq lists its product as hypothetical. The record is from RefSeq and is a predicted model, not a curated record. The coding region runs from base 1 to 654 and encodes 217 amino acids. The transcript has 3 exons. NCBI's taxonomy places the organism in Eukaryota, Ichthyosporea, Ichthyophonida.
AUGCAAGGUGUGCACACCGAAUUGGCAGCGCACGCCCCACCACCCACGAUGAUGCAGUUGGUGGCUGUAGAGACUCUCAAGUUGUGGGAGACGGAGGGGCAGGCCAUGGUGCUUUCAUUGGACGCCAGCACCUCCGAGAUCAACCGGCUACUAAAGGACCGUGGGGAUAUACUCACAGUGUCGUACCUUAAUGCCUUGGAGUAUGUGACAGCCGAUCUGUACUACAAGCACAGAGACAUCUACAACAAGAUCAUAGCCAAGCGCUCAGAGGAGGGGCACGUGUUCACUGCUGUGUUGGCCCACGCUGAUCGACCGGGUGUACAGGCUAUCAAUAAAGCUCUCAUAGCUAAGAUUGGGAAUUGGGUGUUACCACUACCUAGGAUUGCGGGGACGUCACAGAUCGCUUUCGACUACACGUAUGGCCCAAUCACCGAGCGCGUUGCCAUAGAAACCUUCUGUACGGCCGCACUGGAGGAUAUUGUGCGCGACCUUCCGGCACUCGACUGGGAGGAUACCGGCGAUGAUGCGAUGGAGAAGGAAGCGCUCGAGGACGAGAGCGAGAGUGCGGGUGACAACGCAGACAGUGACGAAAGCGCUGAUGAUGAGAUAUUGCCGUUGAGCGAGAACGCGGAGAUGGACAACAUGGCUACGUGAUGUGGCAGUAGGGGGUGCUGUCGGGAGUGGGGACGGGGAGUGAUGUGCGGAUUGCCCCUGCUGUUGGCUGGUACGGGUUGCUGAUCAAGAGAGUGUGGUAGGUUCUCAUCAGAGUGUAGUGUGAUAUACACCACGCCCAGGCAUGAGGGAUGGGAUGAAGAAUGUUACCAAGCAAUUCAGGAGAAAAGAGCCACAACAACGAACGUGAAAUGUACCGGGGUGGUGUUCGUAUGUCAAUAUUUUGAUGUGGCAGGUUACUAAGCGCACAGACACAGUGGACAUGCAUUCAAAAGCGACUGGCUGAUGUGUCAAGACCAUUUCACAGCAGGGUAAGCAUUGCGAGUUGGUGAGGACUGAAACUAUUGAACGUUUUCAUUGCCCUGCUCCACGACACAACCGGUAGUGGAUCUAGAGAAUGCCACAGUGGGAAAUCACAGGUAAUAGCUGCUGCGAAGUGCCAUGAGCUGCGAACUCGUAACAUAUGCUAUUGUCCUUGUCAGUGUGAUGAACAUACUCAACAUCCACCUACUCUAAAGCUACAAGUUGAUGCGAGUAGUCGGAAGUAGAUGAUAACUUGAGUUAGUGAUAUGGUAGAGCACAUCAGGAUGUGACGAUAUAGAUGGAUAUGUGCAUGCCGACCACAGGUUUUUCAAAGUGUGAUCUAGUUCAAUUAAUCGCAUUAAUCUCCUGAUGUCUGUCCUGAAAGCACUCGGUGCAAUGUAUUGCCCACACUACUCAUAUGCACCCAGAACAGUUGAGGUUAGUCGACAGGCAUUUACGGG